Messenger RNA from Ceraceosorus guamensis, 668 nucleotides. RefSeq lists its product as hypothetical. The record is from RefSeq and is a predicted model, not a curated record. NCBI's taxonomy places the organism in Eukaryota, Fungi, Basidiomycota, Exobasidiomycetes, Ceraceosorales, Ceraceosoraceae. The transcript has 2 exons. The coding region runs from base 232 to 627 and encodes 131 amino acids.
AUGCAAUUGUGGCGUCUCAAGUGUCUCGUGUCUGCAAGACGGUACCUCGAUCUAAUCAUUCCUCACUGUGACUCCUUCUUCGCGGUCGCACGGCGCCAGACGAAUGUACGUGUCACACGCUGCUCAGUCGUCUAUUCUUUUUGCUUUCCUUUCACCAGAUCACGUCAUCCAGGCGGCCCUGCCUCGUCUCCAACCAGUCACUGCGCAUACUGCAAAGCAUAAGAGGUUCCCAUGUCAACAAACUUCGUCUUGACAGUCUUGUGCCUUCUGGCCAGCAGCGCGCAGCUCACAAAGGUGGAGAGCAGGGGCUGUUGCACACAAGCCGCACUGCCGCGUUUCAAGCUACCCUUUGACGGAUCUCUUCCCGUCUCCUCCUUCGUCCGACAAAGACCUUCUCUAGAAGCGCAACAGUGGCAAAUCACAGAACCGGAUACGUUCGACACUAGCGGAGGACGCGAAACUUUGCUACCUCCGCCAACGAGCAAAGAGCAAGCAAAGGCGUCGGAUGAAAAGGAGAAAAAGGAAAAGGUGAAACAUUUGCCCUCCUUUUACCACGAGGAUGUGGACCAUCAAGGCGAGAAACUUUUGGAGCUGCAAAGAGACCCUGCUGGUACUGAAGAGCGUUGAGAGCCUCGGGUGCGGACACAGAUAAAACUUGGGACGACUGG